AUGAGUUCCACGUCCCCACGAGGAAGCCCGCACGAAUCUACCCCAAGUGCGGCGGUGGACCUUUCCUCCUCUACUGAAUCGUCCUCCGAUUCUGAGCCAUCCGGACAGACCAAUUUGUCGGAAUACAAGAUCGUGGUCAUCGGCACACCAUCUGCUGGGAAGAACUGCCUGGUCCAUCGAUUUGUGAAGGAUCGUUGCAUCUGUGAUGAUGAUGACACAGAGCAGCAUGCAGUUGGUGUGACGUUCAUGCGAAAGAUGGUGCCGGUACCUCCAGGAGUUCAUAUAAUGCUCAAGGUUUGCGUGAUUAAUUUCGAGGACAACCUGUUGAGCAUGAUACCACAUGUCCUGCAUGAAGCUAGCGGAGCUGUUAUCGUUUAUGAUCAGAACUGUUGCGAGAUGGAAAGCAACUAUACAUCAGUACACAAAAUGCUCGAUCUCAUCCACACCAAUGAGCCCAACAUACCGGUAGCUUUUGCCGGUAAUAAAUCUGAUCUAUGUGACCACACUCCCGAUGACGGGCCAGCUCUCUUCACAUCCUUUGCUACCUCGGGGAUUUCCCUAACCUCGAUGAACCCAAUCCUAGGAUUCUAUCCCACUUCAGCGCAGACCGGUGACGGAGUUUGGGACGUCUUUCUCGCCGUAGCAGAGACAGCUUACCGCAAGUGCCCGGAUGGGAUGAAGUCUAGGAAGCAACGUAGGAGUUCGUCGAAGUCGCAUAGAGCAUCAAGGCAUCGUAAAAGGAAGAGCCCAUCGUUCAGCAAGGCGUUACGAUCUUUAUCGAAACAUUGGCAUUAAUAGUACAUUCAGCGGUGCUGGAUGCGAAACUUGCAAAUCAUAACUGUAUCUUCCUUUUUUC
Molecule: messenger RNA, 856 nt
Organism: Perkinsus marinus ATCC 50983
Lineage: Eukaryota; Perkinsozoa; Perkinsida; Perkinsidae
Product: GTP-binding protein YPT52, putative
Exons: 5
Coding region: 1-795 (264 amino acids)
Molecular function (GO): GTPase activity; GTP binding
Source: RefSeq, a predicted model, not a curated record